This is a messenger RNA of Acanthoscelides obtectus, 1760 nucleotides long. The record is from the annotation of a GenBank genome assembly. NCBI's taxonomy places the organism in Eukaryota, Metazoa, Arthropoda, Insecta, Coleoptera, Chrysomelidae.
GCCUUUAUGUAAUGUAAAGCUCACUGACUGCGCUUUAAAACCCAGUUUUCCCGCACCUAUAUGAGAAUCCAAAGUACAACUGCCAGUUGCUGACAAACUUGCCUGACUCAUCCAUUAGAAAGCUAGAACGAAGUCGAAAAACAAAAUGAAGUCUACAGUAAUUCUUAUUCUCGUUAUAUUUAUUUCUACCGUAUAUUCGGUGAAAGAUAUGAUGAGGAAAAGCAUAGUGUUUGACAAAAACACACCAGACGUUUUCUACUGCCCGAUCCACAAGCCUACUGGAUUCGAUAAAUUGAUUGUUAAGGCAAAACCACUAAAAAAGCUUUGUGAGUUUGAAGGCAAGCCUCUACCAGAAGAUUACAAGAGUGAUUGUUACCAAGACGUUGAUGAAUCUGACUUUGCUUGCAAAGAAAAAUAUAGAAUAAUGGUACGUGCGUUAACCGACGAUUAACAACAACAUUUAAAUAAUAAGGAGAUGGCAAAUUAAUCCAUGCAAAAAAUGUGCAGCAGAAUUUCGGAGUUAUCGGGCAGAGUGUAGUUGUAAGGUCGUAGCAUCGAGUAGACUUCUGAAUUCAUUGUUGUGUUCUCCCACUGUCUUAUAGAUGGCGCUGGUGUAUUUCAAAUGAAUUAUACUAGGUACAGUAUAUAGCAAUAGUAUUUAAUAAUACUACAUAACAACACUUCUACCGACGGCGACGAUAUCAAAGGCAGAACACGAACUAUUUAAAAUAUGUACCCCACAAACUGCUGCUCAGGUUCUGACACGCGAUACGAUUGCGCGUGGCAACUUCUCCCAGACUGUGCCGAGCUCUCGUCAUCAUAGAACUUUACCCAAGUAUUCAGCGUAAUUUCUAGGAAGUCACGUAGCUAUGUAAUGUACCUACAUAAUACUGUGGUUGUAGUAAACCCUAUUUCACGAGUAUCCAUUACGUUCUGGUGGUUGCUGAGGUAAACAGCAAGUGUCAUCUUUGUACUGAUCUGUAAAGUUGGCAAUAAUGAAUCUGGUACAAAUGUGCUAAAACUUGGACCAUAUUCAGAGCUGUUGAUCACUUAUCUAGAUACUUGUAGUGACUGGGAAUUUUGGCAAUAAAACAAAGUACACAUAGAAAUAUAUUUUAUAGAAAAUUAUUUUGAUACAUCUGGAAUCUAUUGAUUCAGGGGUAAGUCAUAGAACAGACUUGUUGUCAUUUUCGGUAGCUGUAAUUUUACAUGUAAAAGUAAUAUAAACUCAUUUCAUUUCUAUCUGACUUGAAAUAUAGUCAUGAUCAUUAGCAGCCAAUAUGGUUGUAGCUUUUUUUGUAUGUGAAGGAACUUUUCUAAAUAAAAGAGUUGUUGAAUCCGUAGCAUCGUACAAAAAAACUACAAAAUACGACUGUGUCUGCCUGGCGUUGACGGAUCCGUUAGAAUUGUGUUACUUGUCUUCCACUUGUCUACUGCCUAUAUAGGGAAUUUUGGAAUAUUACUAGAUAAUCAGCUGUUAUUUUACCGUUAUGGAUAGGUACUCGUGAAAAGACAGUAUGUAGAAAAAACUACGGUACGGUGACUGUAGCGAUAAUAUUUUUAGAUAUAGUCACAAAAAUUCUUCUGCUUCUUAGUUUAUUCGAACUUAUUGUCUAGCUCAACUUUAGAUUGGAAAUUUUUUUUAGGGUUCAAAAUGGUAUUGCAUUAUAACGGAAACUGAAUUUUGCUGCACAUUAUAUUCAACGAGAUCGACACACCGGUUUUAACAAUAUUAAUUUUUUUACAGAAGAGGCUCAAAA